GCUCUGGCCCUGGGCCUCGCUGCCCUCGUCCCUGCUGUCAGCCAUCCAGCGAGCCCUCCAUCCUUCGCUCGCUGUCAGCCGCCGCCGGGCUCCCUUGCCUCCCUCUCCGGCCCCAGAAGCCCCGCCGAGGCCAGGAGCAGGAGGACCAAGGCAGGAAGGCAGGCAGGAAGGCAGGCAGGGGCCAUGGCGGAGUGGAGCCCAGCCCAGGCUCUUCAGUGGGACAUGGAGGCCCAGCCCAUGGCGGCAGCUGCCCAGCCCCUUAGCAUCUCUGAGGCACCCCCCAUGGGGGACAUGCUUCCUGAAACGGCAGAGCUCUCUCUGACGGUGGUUGCCGAAAUCCAGGCUGUGGAGAGCAAGGUGGAUUCUUAUGCUGCCCAGCUCAUGAGCCUGGAAGGGAGAAUGGGAAUGGCCGAGACAAAGCUGGACGGCUGCGAGAAGACGGCCGUGGAGUUCGGUAACCAGCUGGAGAGCAAGUGGGCUGCCCUGGGCACCCUGAUCCAGGAGUAUGGACAGCUCCAGAGGCGGCUGGAGAACAUGGAGAACCUGCUCAAGAACCGGAACUUCUGGAUCCUCCGAUUCCCUCCUGGCUCCAAGGGGGAGACCCCCAAGGUCCCUUUGCUGUUUGAUGACACCUCCUGUAGUUUCUCUGAGGAAGAGUGGCGGAGUUUGGAUGAAGGGCAGAAGGACCUAUACCGGCAUAUCAUGAAGUGCAACUACAAGGCUGUCGUCUCCAUGGAUGCCGCCAUUUCCAAACCUGAUUUGCUCUCUCGAAUUGAACAAGGAGAUGUUGGUGAUCAGAGAGACUGUGAGGAAAGAGAACCCCUGAAAGAGUCCACUCUGGGCUCCCCAAUUUCUGCCCUCAAUGAUAGUUCCUGGAUGGAACAGGAGGAGAUGUCUCUUGUCAAAGGCAUGGGGGAUUUGGAAGAAAGAGAAAUGCCUGGUGACUCUGCCAUGGGUGCUCCACAGCUUCUGGAGGAUGAUCCCGAAAGCUUAGAACUUCCUGGCAUGUUCCCCAGAAAAUGGACAGAGGUUUUUCAGGGCCCGGGUGAAGAACUGCUCUGCGAGAGCCAGCCCAUCUCGGUCACUCCACUGAGAAAGCCUCCAGGAAACAGCCUGCGACGGUCCACUCGCUGCAUGGGGGACUCAAAGAAGGAAGCGGCUUCCACAUUAGCGGUGGAAGCUCACACUGGCCCAUACAUCUGCUGCGAAUGCGGGGAAGGAUUCUUGGACAAGCAGCUCUUCACCAGCCACCAAAAGAGUCAUGGUGGAGGAGGCAGUUACCCAGCCCUAGACCCUGGAGGGGGCUCAAAGGCCAGGCCUGCUCCUUUGGUCCUCCAGAGAGCUCCGACUACAGCCCGGGCCAGAGCUCCCAAACGUCCCGAGCCCCAGAGGAGUCCUGCUGUCCGGACUGGGACUGGGAAACGCCCAGGGAAUCACAUGGUGGAGCGUCCAUACACUUGUACUCAGUGCAAAGAGAGCUUCAAAUUGGAGGUGAGUUUGCUCCUUCAUCAGAAACUCCAUACAGGAAAAGGCGAUGGGCCCCUGACCUGCACCUACUGUGGCAAAGACUUCCGCGACCUCUCCAAAGCUGUCCGGCACCAGCGGAUCCACACGGGUGAGCGGCCCUACCAGUGCACUGAGUGCGGGAAGAGCUUCAUCCGGCGAGAUCACCUCCUCAAACACUGGCGUGUCCACACUGGCGAGACCCCUUACCAGUGUGCCACCUGUGGGAAGAACUUCCGCUACAAGGAGUCUCUGAACUGCCACCAGAAAAUCCACACCCGCAACCCCAUGACGACGACGCACCACUUUGCCCUGGGGACCCCCACCAGCCUCCUGGGCUUGAAGCAAGAGCAGCCGUAUCAGAGCUGGCAGAUGAGCCAGUCAGCUGACUCACAGUCCGUGGUAUAUGCAGAACGCUCCUCCGACACCAAAGCUCAAAUACUGUGCGCAGCUCCUCCUCCUGCUCCUGCUGCUGCUCCAGGCAGCUCCCUCUUCCUUCCUUCCUUUUCCUUUCUCGAAUCGCGACCCAGAAUUCGAUCCAGGGAUUUUCCUGCAGCAGCAGCUGCUGCUUCUUCUCCUCCUCCUCUUCCUUUUGCAAGAGCAGCCAUGGCCGCAGCCGCCCAAUGGGGGACCCCCUCUGACCAGGGUUUGGAUUGGCGCAUGGCCCCCUUGCCACCCGCCUACUUCCGUCCCAAGGGCCGGUGCGACUUGGAUGAAAAGGAUGAAGCAACAGCCCACCGCCAGGCCACAGAAAUCUCCCUCUGGACGGUGGUGGCUGCCAUCCAGGCGGUGGAGAGGAAGGUGGACCUCCAUGCGGGGCGUCUCCUGAGCCUGGAACGGAGGACCGGCUCAGCUGAAAAGAAGCUCUCCGGCACGGACAAGACACUGGCAGACUUCAGCAAUAGCCUGACCGCUCUGGGGACCCUCAUCCAGGAGUAUGGGCAGCUCCAGAAGAGGCUGGAGAACAUGGAGAACCUGCUCAAGAACCGGAACUUCUGGAUCCUCCGGCUCCCUCCGGGCUCCAAGGGGGAAACCCCCAAGGUGCCGGUGACUUUUGACGAGGUUUCCGUCUGCUUCUCCGAGCGAGAAUGGGAGAACCUGGCCGAGUGGCAGCGGGAGCUCUACAAGAACAUCAUGAGAGGGAACUACGAAUCCCUGGUCUCCAUGGAUGACGCCAUUGCCAAGCCUGAGGUUUUGUCCCGUAUCGAACGUGGGGAGAAAAUGUGUAUUGAGGACCAGGGCCGUUCAGAGGAAGAAGAGGCCACUGGGGAAAUCAGCACAGAAUUCCCAGCAACUGUCAAUGACAACAUGGUCACGUUUAUCCAACGCGAAGUUGUUCCAUCUAUGAUGGACAAGUGGGAUGCAGCAGAACAGGGAGCUCCCACAGACAACAGCCCUGAUGCUGCCCACUUUGCCCGCUCUCCUCCAAGGGCCGAGACAAGGACCGGAGACAUGGUGGUCUAUAGCACCCUCCCGGAAGCACCGGAUCGGACCAUCUUUCACGUCCCAGAGGAAGGCUUGGCGUGUGUGGAUGGGCAGCCAAUUGGCAUUGGAAGCCUGGAUGAGGCGUCCGAAUGCCGGCGAGACUUUAGCGACUUCACCACCAUCAUUGUCCAGGAAGGGGCCCUCCCUGGUGAGGCCCCGUACGUUUGCCCCGAAUGCGGGAAAAGCUUCCUGUACGAGGAACAGCGGGCGCUGCAUCAGCAGACCCACCCACAAAACUCUCCAGAAGCUCCCGGAAGCCCCGCUAUGAACCUGCAGCCUGACGGGAAGCUUUACGCCUGUCCUGAGUGCGAGCGGUGCUUCCCUCACCAGGCCAGCCUCAGCAAGCAUCGCCUGUGGCACUCGGGUGAGCGACCCCACACUUGCGCCGAGUGCAAGAAGAGCUUCCGGCUGAAGAUCAACCUUCACCUCCACCAGCGGACUCACGCAGCCGGCGCCAAGGUCGGGUCCUACAUCUGUGGGGAGUGUGGCCGGGGGUUCAACCACCACUCCAAUUUCCUCCGUCACCAGAUGAUCCACACAGGGGAGAGGCCAUACGCCUGCGGCGAAUGUGGGAAGACCUUCAUCCGUAAGGAGCACCUGGCCACCCAUGGGCGCCUCCACACUGGCGAACGGCCGUACCAGUGCCCUCUCUGCCAGAAAAGCUUCACCCGGAAGCAGCAUCUGGUGGGGCACCAGCGUCUCCAUGAGGCCGAGACAGUAUGGCUCGAACACGGCCUGCCCCAGAGACCCCCUCAGGGCCCGCGGGGCAGGAUGAAGGCACAGACUGAAGACGGGGUGUCCCAUCUGAGACCAGAGAUGUUCCCCACAUAAACAUUUGGCUAGACUGGAGAGCCCUUGCUAGGACAGAGAUUUGGGGGCUGGAGAAGUUGGGUGACGGCAGUGGCCCUCUUGGGCUGCCCCGUUGGGUCAUUUCCGACAACGCCAUAAGGAGAGAUUGCUAGUUUUUUCAGUCUACAGAUCCCAGAAUCUCCCAGGCCACUGGCUGUUUCUGAUUAUGGGAGUUGUAGUCCAAAGAAAGGAACUAUCCCAGAGGAUGACCAGGUGUCCUAACCACCAAGUAGGACAAGGCACUGCAAAAUGGAAAAGAAAACGGAGGAUGUUAUCAAAUAAAAGCUAAAAAUACUCCUAUCAAUAUAAAGGUUUGCUUCUUAGUCAUGCUUGAAAUGGAGAACAUUUUAGGAUUCCUCCUGGACAGAAGUUUGAAAUGGAGGACAUGUCCCAGAAAAGGAGGGCAUCUGGUCACCCUUCUUCUCCAAGAUCCUGCCAACCUGAUGUUAUUGACUGGGGGAUUCUGGGAGUUGCAGUCCAAAGACAUGGGGCAAAUUAGCAGACUUUGUGGGUUAGUGGUUUCUUUUGCCUUCUCACAGAAAUUCAGAUUUCUGGCCACUUUCGUGACUUUGCUGUAUGAUGUUUGCUAAAGCCAAGAAAAUAAUGGUCUUCUGUGUAGGUUUUUUUGGGUGUUAUCUCUGAGUGGUAAAGUGCUGGAUCUGCUUCUUGUCUUUCUCUGUGUCUUUUCUUGAAACAGGCUUUUAGUCCAAACUAUGAUCCUUGCUGCCUAGUCUGCUCUCACCCUCAAACACCCUUUGCCCUGGUAAAGUAUAGAAAUAAAUAUUGCCCCUGUAUCUGUAGGGGAUAUGUUCCUGGGACUUAACAUUUGUAAACGAAAGUGUGGAUAACAGCAAAGCCCCAUAUAAUGCAAUAUAAUUGCACUGGAGGAUCUAAAAAAUGCCUAGAGUGGAUGCCUUUCUAGGCAUCUGGAGGUCCUGCAGUGUGACUCUAUGGCCAAAUUCCUAUGGAAAGUUAACCAUAGAGUCACACUGGAAGACCUCCAGAUGUCUAGAGACCUUUUAAAGUGAAACUACUUUUAUUGAUAUUGUGGAUAUGUUUUAUGGUUUUAUCUCUGAAUGGUAAAGUGCUGGACUUGCUUGAUGGCUUUCUCCAUGUGUUUCUUGAGAUA
This is a messenger RNA of Sceloporus undulatus (fence lizard), 4966 nucleotides long. RefSeq lists its product as uncharacterized. The record is from RefSeq and is a predicted model, not a curated record. The transcript is spliced from 14 exons. The coding region runs from base 184 to 3819 and encodes 1211 amino acids. Gene Ontology annotation, biological process: regulation of DNA-templated transcription. Lineage: Eukaryota; Metazoa; Chordata; Lepidosauria; Squamata; Phrynosomatidae.